AUGAGGCGACUGAAGGAGAAACAAAAAGUGUUUUACGUCAGACAAUGGAACAAGGCUAAGGUUUGUUUAACUUUUGAAAAAAAGUACAUGUACACCUUGGGCAUCAGCGUAUUAUUAUUCGAAAACAUUGUUCAUGAUUUUUUCACAUAUUUCCAUAUGUUUUUGGAAGAAGGUGUCGAACUUUAUCUACAUUUCAAUGUUUGGAAUCUACCCAUGGCAAUCUCGGAAGCUGUCGCAAAAAAACUGCGUUAUUUCAGGACGUCUCCAUGGGAUUCUAAGGAGAAUCUGCCUUUGGAUUAUGCUCGCAUCUUCCAGUUCCAAAACUAUAGGAGAACCAGGAAAAUAGUUUUAAAUGAAAUCGGCGAGUAUGACUACACAUCAUGCGUUCAUCCAGGACAAUAUGUGACGUUGCAAAUCGACCGCGUUCCGAUAUCACUCGCACAGCAAUGGGACGAAUCUGCUCCGAUGGUAUUACAUCAACUACUGCCUCAUGAACAACGUAUGUCAGUUGUAAACCUCCUUAUUCGAAGACAUCACUCAUGCACAGUUCCUAUCAUGAAUAAGCAGAAACUGAUCUUCAACGUUGGUUUCCGUAAAUUUGAAGCAUGUCCAAUUUUUAGUCAACAUACUAACGGAGACAAGUUUAAGAUGGAACGUUUCUUGCCGAUGAAUGCGUGUUGUGUCGCUACCGUAUUUGCUCCAAUCACUUUUCCUCCGGCUUCGGUGUUGGUUUUCCGGGAAGGAAAAACUGGAGAACAGGAACUGGUUGCUACAGGAUCUGUACUUGACGUUAAUCCAGACAGAAUAGUUUUGAAGCGGAUAGUGUUAUCAGGUCAUCCUUACAAAAUCAAUAAGCGCGCCGUUGUUUGCCGCUACAUGUUCUUCCACAGAGAGGAUAUUGAGUGGUUCAAACCUGUAGAGUUAUAUACUCCUAGUGGACAUCGUGGGCACAUAAAAGAAGCGUUAGGUACUCAUGGUCAUAUGAAGUGCCGAUUUGAUAAACAACUGAAUGCUGCUGACUCAGUUAUGAUGUCUCUCUAUAAGAGAGUUUUUCCAAAAUGGACGUAUAAUCCCAGGGUCCGUUAUCCGUUUUCCGCCGUUCAUUUCAUUAGAGAGAAGCUCCUACAGAUGGAGCAAACGAAGAGCAGUAUGAUAUUGCUUUAA
Angiostrongylus costaricensis is the source of this 1164-nucleotide messenger RNA. The record is from the annotation of a GenBank genome assembly. NCBI's taxonomy places the organism in Eukaryota, Metazoa, Nematoda, Chromadorea, Rhabditida, Metastrongylidae.